This is a messenger RNA of Nematostella vectensis (starlet sea anemone), 1438 nucleotides long. RefSeq names its product probable serine/threonine-protein kinase DDB_G0280461. The transcript is spliced from 4 exons. Gene Ontology annotation, cellular component: cytoplasm. Gene Ontology annotation, biological process: signal transduction; protein phosphorylation. Lineage: Eukaryota; Metazoa; Cnidaria; Anthozoa; Actiniaria; Edwardsiidae. Gene Ontology annotation, molecular function: protein kinase activity; ATP binding. The annotation marks the transcript as partial. The record is from RefSeq and is a predicted model, not a curated record.
CCUAUCAGGAUUAGGGGGUCCAGCACAAAGAAAAAAAAACGAAUUAAAUUGUUUGCGGGCCAAGAAUACUUAGUUAUGGCGGAGAAGGUCCAGAAAGAAGUUUGCAUUUUUUCUAGCCGUUCAUCUGCGCGUGUAAGGGAAAGGAUCAUACGUGAAAGGCUAAAUGAGAUUUUUACAACUGGCCAGCCCUUUGACAGAGUGAUGGUACUCACUGUCAGAAACCGUUUGCAAGGAGGCUUAUUGGGUUUAUUUGAGAUUUCACCUCACUGUUUGGGACGUGUGAUAAAAAAGACCUUCCCAAAUGUGCAAAGGAAACGGAUUCACUCAUGCUGGUAUUACUUUGGCAUUAAAGCAAAGGAACAAGAUUCUUGUGUGCUUGUUAAACCAAGCACUCCUGCACUAACAGCACAUGCUGAUCAAGACAAGCUAAACACCACAAACAAUAGUCAACCAGGUACUGAGUUCAAAUGUUACAAAAUACCUUCACUUAACAUAUUCCGGGGAGAUCUUCAGUUAAGCCAGCAAGACUGCAUAGGUGAAGGGACAUUUGGAAAGUGCUUUUCAGGAAUAUAUAAAGGAGUAACAGUUGCGGUCAAAACAUUUAAAGACCAACAGGAUUAUAAGGCUGUCCACAAAGAGUGUGAGAUCCUUACUGAGAUACCAAGCCAUCCAAACAUUGCCAUGCUUGUAGGAGUAUCCACAGAUGAAAUUCCAUUUCUCCUCCUAACCAAACUCUGCACAAUCAAUGGAAUUCCAAAGACAUACUCAACAUUUUUAAGGGAAGAAAAUAAUUCCUUAAGUAAGGGAGUAUUUCUAUCUGUGAUGUAUGACAUGUGCUUUGCGAUUAGUCAUAUGCAUCAGCAACACAUAUUGCACAAUGACAUCAAGUCAAACAAUUUCAUAAUUGAGAAAGUGGGCAGUAGGAUACGGCCCAUACUGAUUGACUUUGGGAAAGCAACAAGAGAAAAUAGACCAAGAGCAAUGGCAAAGAUGACUUAUUCAGAAAGGACAUUAUACAGAAGAAAGUACCCACACAUAGCACCUGAGAUCUCUGUUGGUAAACGGCAAAGCAUUGCAAGUGAUAUCUUUUCAUUUGGCUAUUUAUAUUGUACCUCUUUAAAGGUGAUUUUUGAAACAGAUAGCCGAGAAGGGUACAAUGAACUUUUUAAACUUGGCCAGCUAUUAACUCAUCACUAUCCUAGCAAACGAAUCACAAUAGAGAAAGCUAUGGUGAUCAUUAAUAAAGCACUAGAGUGUUCCAUCCAUGGCCCCACAGAUAGAUAAAAAGUACAAGACGAUCUUCAUGCCAACAUUAGGGUUUCCACAAAAAAUAACUUGUGCAAUGUAGAUUUAGUUAGAGUAAGGAUACUUCAUAUACAAAAUAUAAGUUGUACAGUAUAUUAUCACUGUUCAUUUUGCUUUAAAGGAGUACUAUCUA